UUAGUUAUGUGCUUUAACAACCAUAACUAACUUAACCUAUAUAUCAUUGUGUAAGAAAGAGCCCAUACUUCCCCUCCUCCUAACUCUCAUAUAUACAUAUAUGUCUUUUUAACAAACCUAUGCUUCAAAACAAAAGCUGAUCAAAGCAAAACAAGAAAGGCAUAUCUAAAAAGUUCUUUAUGCCAUGGAUGUUAAAGUGCCACACCUUAAAGAUGAACAAAACCUACCACUUCUCCACAACAUGGAUGUUAUAGAACCACAAAAGACCCUUAUUCAUAGAGCCAUAAACCAAACAUGUAAAAGCACAGCUCAUUUAUCCAAUCUUCUACCAACAGGCACUGUCCUUUCAUUCCAAAUCCUAUCACCAAUAUUCACAAAUCAAGGUAAAUGUGAAGAUGAACCAGUUACUAAGUUAAUCACUUUAUCCCUUUUAUCCCUUUGUGCUGCAUCAUGUUUUCUACUAUGCUUCACUGAUAGUUUCAGAGACAACAAAGGAAACAUAUGUUACGGAUUUGCCACAUGUAAAGGCUUGUGGAUCAUUGAUGGUUCAGCAACACUUCCGCAUGAACUCGAUGCACAAUAUCAACUAAGGUUCAUUGAUUUCAUGCAUGCAGUUAUGUCAGUCUUGGUUUUUGCAGCUAUUGCAUUGUUUGAUCAGAAUGUGGUUAAGUGUUUCUUUCCAUCACCUUCACAUGAGAUGCGUCGAAUCCUUACAGCAUUGCCGGUCGGAAUCGGUGUUUUCUGUAGCAUGAUGUUUGUUGCAUUUCCUACACAGAGACAUGGAAUUGGUUUCCCAGUUUCAACAAAUUAACGGUUAAAGGUUCUUUUAGUGUCGAAGAAAAACGGUUUUAGGUCCUUUUUUUAUAUUUAUAUAUGUGCUUAUUAUGGAAUGGUUUGAAGAACUUGAAUGGGAAAUUAUAUAUAUAAUUGAAUUAAACUAUAUUUGGAUAUCA
Vicia villosa (hairy vetch) is the source of this 953-nucleotide messenger RNA. Its product is annotated as protein DMP4-like. The record is from RefSeq and is a predicted model, not a curated record. Gene Ontology annotation, biological process: endomembrane system organization. The coding region runs from base 185 to 811 and encodes 208 amino acids. NCBI's taxonomy places the organism in Eukaryota, Viridiplantae, Streptophyta, Magnoliopsida, Fabales, Fabaceae. The transcript has a single exon.